Peronospora matthiolae is the source of this 381-nucleotide messenger RNA. The record is from the annotation of a GenBank genome assembly. NCBI's taxonomy places the organism in Eukaryota, Oomycota, Peronosporomycetes, Peronosporales, Peronosporaceae.
AUGCGAGUUGCUACUGCAGCAGCAAGAAAGGCGGCUGCACGCAUGUGCGCAACCAAAGAGAGUACAUCCGCUGCGUCUGCAGCGGGUACCGCGAAUCGUAAUCCAGAUGAGCGUGAAAUUGAGCUCACCCAUUCUGGCGAGUCGAAUGAUGCGUCCGACUCGAAGGCGACACCUCACGCCUCCGGUUCAUCCAAGGUGAACACGGCCAGAGCCAGAUUUACUGACUCUGGGAAACUUUGUGCCAUCAUGUCCGAGAUCUUCGGAUUGAGUGAUUCGUCUGACGAAUCCUCGUCUCACGCAAGUCCAUCGGACACAAGGACGCGUAUUGAUGGUGGUUACGCACCUACACGUCACCACGAGAGAAGCAACUCGAUGGAUUGA